Molecule: messenger RNA, 2065 nt
Organism: Pseudonaja textilis
Lineage: Eukaryota; Metazoa; Chordata; Lepidosauria; Squamata; Elapidae
Gene: ISG20L2
Product: interferon stimulated exonuclease gene 20 like 2
Cellular component (GO): nucleus
Molecular function (GO): 3'-5'-RNA exonuclease activity; nucleic acid binding
Source: RefSeq, a predicted model, not a curated record
CCGGAGGCGCCCAUGACGCCGCCGGCGGGGUCGCUGUGAUGCCGUCGGGGCCCCGCCGCGGUCACAAAGCCGGGCCUGCCGGGCGGGGAAGGAGGAGGAAGCCUGGCCGGCCAGCCCGGCCUCGCCGCCUGGACGGAGCCGCUCAGGGCAGCCCUGCCGACCUGCCCGUCUCCUCCUGCAGCCGGAGCCCUUUAGAGAGCCGCCUCGCUGAUCGGGCGCGAUGUCGGACAUCCUCCUCAACCUGGACACGGUCCUCCCCCAGCCGGCCCAGAAGAGCUCCGAGGGCAACAAGAAGCACCAGCGCUUCGUCAAGCGGCGGCAGUUCCUGGAGCGGAAGGGCUUCCUGAAGCAGAAGCAGCUGCCCGCCCAGCCGCCCCUGCCCAGGCGGGAUGCCUCCCUCGGCUGCCGUGGGGGGCCCGGCCGGGCCAAGAAGAAGCAGAGGACGGAGGCGGAAGAGGGCACCGAGGCCUCGCCAGAGGCAGGGCCCCCUUGCCGACCCAAAACGCUGGCCAAGGAGAGCUCCGGUUCGGGAGCUGUGGACCCCGGACGCUGGACUUCCAGCUCCUCGGUGGCUGCGUCGGCCUCCAGGAAAACGGGGAGCGGUGCUGGGAAGCCCAACGGGACCCUCUGCAGCCGGGGGGAUGUUCCCCGAGUGGGGCGGCUGGACGAGUUCAAGAGUGGCCUCCCCGACGCACCGGUGGUAGCCAAGCCUAGCAAGAUGGUGGCCAUUGACUGUGAGAUGGUGGGCACAGGGCCCGGUGGGCGCAAUAGUGACCUGGCUCGAUGCAGCGUGGUUGGCUACUAUGGCGAUGUGAUGUACGAUAAGUACAUCCGUCCCCUGAGCCCCAUCACCAACUACCGGACCCGGUGGAGUGGCAUCAGGCAGCACCACAUGAGAGACGCCGUCCCCUUCAAGCUGGCCCAGAAAGAGAUUCUUAAGCUUCUCUCGGGGAAGGUUGUCAUUGGCCACGCGAUCCACAACGACUUCAAGGCCCUCAAAUAUUUCCAUCCCAAAUCCUUGACCAGGGACACUUCAAAAAUCCCCCUGCUCAAUCGGAAGGCUGGCUUCCCUGAGAACGAGUCAGCUUCCCUGAAGCGACUCACCAAGCAGCUCCUGCACCGAGACAUUCAGGUUGGUCACAACGGACACUCGUCGGUCGAAGAUGCCCGGGCCACCAUGGAGCUGUACAAGGUGAUUGAGGUAGAGUGGGAGAGGCACUUGGCCACCUCCCCCCUCCAGGACGGACCGCCAGGCACCACCACGUGACGGCCCUGGGCCAAGAGCCAGCUGGCCUGGACCCGAUGGAGCGAGAGCUGCAGAUGCUGCAGAAGCUUUUGGAGGGAGGGGCAGAGGAGGGGAAGAAGGCGUAGCGGAUCUGAGGGGUGGGGUGGGUUGAGAAGGACGCGUCCAUUACAUCGUCUCCAGCUGAGGCCCACUUUGGUGUGUUCCUUGCAGGCUUCUUGGGAGCCGGUCUUGCCCUGAGGUGGGGAGGAAGGCCUCUGCCUCCCAGAGCUCUAGGGGUGCCGGUGCCUCCCCAGAGGUGGGGUUGGGAGCGGGAGUGGGGCCACAGCCACGGAGGGUUUCCUCAACCGGUGGGGUUCGUGGGCACAACCCUCCCAACGCCAACCUCCUCUGUGCUGAAGGCUGGCGCUUUCGUGGAGGCUCGGGACCUCCAGCCGGCUGAGCCUGCCUUGCUGAAAGGCACGUGGACAGUGACCCCGGAAGUUGCUCCCCUCUUCUGGAGGUUGGGGGCACCCCGGCUGCAGGGACCACCGGGAUUGCACCCUUCAGCAGCAGCAGCAGCAGCCUGGGAGCCGCCUCGGGCCCUGUGAGGCAAAGAGGCCCUUCUGGUCGGCCGCUUCAGCUGCAGCGGCAGGAUCGGGCCCUCCAAGACUUUCGCUGGGACCUCCCGUCAUCAGAGCAGCCUUCCGAUCGUGGCCCAUUGUCUCAAAACAGGGGAGGGGCCUGGUUUUUAUGGCUUGGAUUGGGGGGGGGGGGGGCGGGGGGGGGGGCAGCGGUAGAAGUCGCGUAACUUGUGCGCUUGGUGUGGGGGAUGUAAAGGGG